AUGUCUAGUACCAAGAGCGUCACAGACGCUGCAAACCCAGUAAAAUGGUACCGGUCAACUUUCUUCAACAUGACCAUUCUCGGACUUUGCAACUUUGCCGCGCCUGGCAUCUGGGGCGCCAUGAACUCUCUCGGAGCCGGCGGUGCGCAGAAGCCAUAUCUCGUCAACACGGCCAACGCCCUAACAUUCUGCUUGAUGGUUGUGUCUUGCCUAUUUUCCAGCGCGCUCGUCAAGCUCAUUGGAAUUAAAGGCGCGCUCAUCUUUGGAACGCUUGGUUAUGCUCCCUACGCAGCCGGCCUGUACACUAACAACCGCUUCGGGACAGAAUGGCUGGUGAUUCUUGGCGCCGCUCUCUGCGGUAUAUCAGCCGGUGUCUUCUGGAUGGCCGAGGCUGCUAUUGCCAUUGCCUAUCCGGAGCCGUGGAAUCGCGGGCGAGCGCUGGGAUACUGGCUUUCGUUUCGCGUAGGCGGGCAGAUCCUGGGUGGUGCAAUCAACCUCGGCCUCAAUGCAAGCAAUGACGAGGCGGGUAAGGUCUCAUAUACGGUCUAUCUUAUUUUCAUUGCCCUACAGUGCCUUGGUCCCGCUGCGGCACUGCUGCUCUCACGACCAGAACAUGUGCAGCGCAAGGAUGGCCGUACCGUCCAGCUAGCCAUCUUUGAUAAGCCGUGGAACGAAGCCAAGACUACAGUCAAGUUGUUUUUCACAAGGGAAUUUCUCUUGAUUGUGCCAUUUAUUGGUCAGGCGGUGUUUGCCGAAGCUGUUUUCAACACAUAUCUCGCGUUGUGGUUUUCGGUACGAGCGAGAGCACUCGGCUCUUUUGUUUCUGGAAUUGUUGCGGCACUGGUUGGUAAUCUUCUGGGUUACUGGCUUGAUCGACAGUCCAUUUCCUUACGGCUUCGAUCCCGAGCGGCCUUUUGGACAAUUGUUGUCCUUCAAGGCGCCUGGUGGACUUGGGCAACAGUCUUAGCUACUCGAUUCCAUCACUCGCAACCCACGUUUGAUUGGAGCAGCACCAGCUUUGGAUCAGCCUUUGCAGUAUACAUUUUGCUCUUGGCCGGUUUCCAGCUCAACUACCUCUUCUUGUACUUUGUCAUUCAAAACCUGGCAGCUACAGACGACCAAAUCAUCCGAUACUCGGCCCUGCUUCGAGGCACCGAGUCUGCGUGGCAAGCCGUCAGCUACGGUGUUUCGUCUGUAGAGAUCAUGGCACAGGUUGGAGGUAUCUACCUCAACUUUUCACUCUGGGCUGUCGCCAUUGUGCCUGCGUGGAUUGUAAUUCGGCAUAUUGGAAGCAAACUGCCGGUGGCGCAGGUAGAAGAUAGCACCGCCAGCGAGGUAGACCACAAGUAG
This is a messenger RNA of [Torrubiella] hemipterigena, 1350 nucleotides long. The record is from the annotation of a GenBank genome assembly. NCBI's taxonomy places the organism in Eukaryota, Fungi, Ascomycota, Sordariomycetes, Hypocreales, Clavicipitaceae.